AUGAAAACUCUUCUUCUAUUUAUUGUAUUCAUCGGAAUAAGAGCAGUAAGAAGGAAGGAUGACGAGCAAUUUCAAGCGAAUCAAGAAAUUUUACAUAAUGACCCCAGUUUUGAUGAAUUAGAGGAAAUUGUAGAGAAUCCAUUAGGAGCUAAGGUUUUAUAAACAGUGGCAUUGCAAAUAAAAAGUGGAGAGGGUAUCGAUAGUAUAGUUUCUUUAUUGACAAAUUUGAAGAGUGAUCUUGAAGGAAAAUAAAUUUAAUAAGACGGAUCUAAUGCAGCCAUCUAGUCAUAAUGCAAAUCCGAUAUGGACAGUUAUAGUUAGAGGAUAUAAUUAGCAGUCAAUGAAAUUAAUGAUGUUGAAUUCAAAGUAGGAAGAUUAGAAUCAGAUAUUGAAGAUUAUACAAGUGAACUGGACCUCAAACAAUCCUAGAUAGAUACUUUUUAAGGGGCUGAAAAUUCUUUACGAGAUUUGAGAUUGAAAUAAUCAGCCAAUUAUAAUAAAAGAUUGGGUUAGCUGAAAGAAAUGAUAAACGCAUUUCAAGUCAUGCUCCCAAAAAUGCAUGAGUUAUAUGAUAAAGUUUAAUUGAGUGAUGCAGAAUCCUUUGUUUAAGAAGAAGCCUUUGCAAAUUCUUUUGUGUAAUUAGCUAAUAGUGGUCCUUCUAAUCCAAUUUUAGCUUUGGUUCAGGUUACCUCCAUGAUGGAUUCAAGGUCUAUUCAAACCAUAAUUGAAAAAAUGGAAGUUGUAAGGGACUCUUUAAUAACUUCAGUCGAUGAAGAGACUGCAUUAGAGGAGCAAGCCAUUAGAGAUAAUGAUGUUACUCUAAAUGAAAUAUUUAAUGCCAUGUAGGCUUUGACUAGAGAAAAAGCAGCAGAUGAUGAAUCAUUACAGGACACCAUAAGGACUAGAGACCAAUAAUAAAAAAGAGGAAGUGACGCCUAAGCUGAAUUUGUAGCCUCCAAGGCAGGUAUGAAGUAAAGAAGAGGACAAUGCUAAGAAUUAUUAGUCUAAUAUUAAUAAAAUACAAUUUAAAGAAGCAGGGAAAUCGAUAUCAUCAAAAAAACUAAAUUGAAUGUUGUGAAAUCUUUUAUCCAAGAACAAUAGAUUUCUUGA
Molecule: messenger RNA, 1110 nt
Organism: Paramecium tetraurelia
Lineage: Eukaryota; Ciliophora; Oligohymenophorea; Peniculida; Parameciidae
Exons: 6
Source: RefSeq, a predicted model, not a curated record